AUGAUUUAUAUUGAUUAUACAACUGGCACAUCAUGUUAUUAUUGUGCUGAUUGUCCUAUUCCAUUUAAUGCUAAAUUAAAUUCUGUUACAGUAAAUACAUUAGCAUCGGCAAACUGGUGUGCUAAAAAAAGUUCAACAGCGGAUCCGCAUGCUCGAAAUAGUCGAGGUCCUGCUGAACCUGGUCUUUGUACAGCACAUGGAUGUUCAUGGAAAACCGGUCCUUCUGGUCAAGCAAUAUGGACUUGUUGUUGUCAAGGAGAUUUUUGCAAUUGUGGAUAA
This is a messenger RNA of Adineta steineri, 279 nucleotides long. The record is from the annotation of a GenBank genome assembly. Lineage: Eukaryota; Metazoa; Rotifera; Eurotatoria; Adinetida; Adinetidae.